Neogale vison (American mink) is the source of this 1002-nucleotide messenger RNA. It is a transcript of the gene B3GAT2, whose product is annotated as beta-1,3-glucuronyltransferase 2. Gene Ontology annotation, biological process: carbohydrate metabolic process; chondroitin sulfate proteoglycan biosynthetic process. Gene Ontology annotation, cellular component: Golgi membrane. Lineage: Eukaryota; Metazoa; Chordata; Mammalia; Carnivora; Mustelidae. Gene Ontology annotation, molecular function: galactosylgalactosylxylosylprotein 3-beta-glucuronosyltransferase activity. The transcript has 4 exons. The record is from RefSeq and is a predicted model, not a curated record. Bases 1 to 1002 code for a protein of 333 amino acids.
AUGAAGUCCGUGCUGUUCAGCCGCUUCUUCAUCCUCCUGCCCUGGAUCCUAAUCGUCAUCAUCAUGCUCGACGUGGACACGCGCAGGCCCGCGCCCCCGCUCACCCCGCGCCCCUACUUUUCUCCCUACGUGGUGGGCCGCGGGGGCGCCCGACUCCCGCUCCGCAGGGGCGGCCCCGACAGCGGCCACGGGCGCGGCUGGGAGAAGCGCAACGACUCGCGACCACAGCCACAGCCGCAGCCGCGGCCGCGGCCCGAGCCGCCUCUGCCCACCAUCUAUGCCAUCACGCCCACCUACAGCCGCCCGGUGCAGAAAGCCGAGCUGACCCGCCUGGCCAACACUUUCCGCCAGGUGGCGCAGCUGCACUGGAUCCUAGUGGAGGACGCGGUGGCGCGCAGCGAGCUGGUGAGCCACUUCCUGGCGCGGGCCGGGCUGCCCAGCACUCACCUGCACGUGCCCACACCGCGGCGCUACAAGAGGCCCGGACUGCCGCGCGCCACGGAGCAGCGUAACGCCGGUCUCGCCUGGUUGCGCCAGAGGCACCAGCACCAGCGCGCGCAGCCCGGAGUGCUCUUCUUCGCCGACGACGACAACACCUACAGUCUGGAGCUGUUUCAGGAGAUGCGAACAACACGCAAAGUCUCUGUGUGGCCAGUGGGCCUGGUUGGUGGACGACGCUAUGAACGUCCGUUGGUGGAAAAUGGCAAAGUCGUGGGCUGGUACACUGGCUGGAGAGCAGACAGGCCUUUUGCCAUCGACAUGGCAGGAUUUGCUGUAAGUCUUCAAGUCAUCUUGUCCAAUCCAAAAGCCGUAUUUAAGCGUCGUGGAUCCCAGCCAGGGAUGCAAGAAUCUGAUUUUCUAAAACAGAUAACAACAGUUGAAGAACUGGAACCCAAAGCAAGUAAUUGCACCAAGGUUCUCGUGUGGCACACUCGGACAGAGAAGGUUAACCUAGCCAAUGAGCCGAAGUACCGCCUGGACACAGUGAAAAUUGAGGUAUAA